AUGGCACCAUCUGCGAUUGAAGACCCCGUGUCCCAGGUAUCUCCCGGUCAGAUUCUGGUGAAGCCAUGGAAUCGUCCAGCCCAAACCAAGGAGAACCUUGAUUGGGCCCCAUUGACCAAGAUAGAUCUAUCACGCUUCGACCAGCCUGGUGGGAAGCAAGAGCUGGCCAAAGAGCUCUACGAUGCUGUUACUCGAGUCGGGUUCUGGACCGUCAUCAACUCGGGGAUCGAUGAUGCUCGGGUCCUUCGCCAGUUCAGCAUUGGAAACACUUUCUUCAAGGAGCCGUUGGAGGAAAAGCGUCGAUUUCCGUGCAAUUUUGCCGAAGGCGAAUAUUUUGGUUAUCGGGAGAAUAGCCGCUGGAUCGGUGAUACUGGUGUCAAAGAGAACAUUGAAAUGCUCAAUAUCCCGAAAGCCAUUCCUGCCUAUGCCGAGGUUGGCAAGCACAAGAUAGUUCAAGAGCAUUAUGAUGAGAUAGCCACUUUCCACCGGGAGCUCUGGGAGAAGGUGAUCCGAAAACUCUUCGUUCUAAUCGCCAUUAUUCUGGAACUACCAGAGGAUUACUUGGUCAAAGCUCAUGACUACGACCAGGAGUCGGACGAUCAUCUCAGAUAUAUGAUAUACAACGUCAGAACUCAAGACGAGUGGGAUCGUGCGCAAGCCUACUCCAAGGGAGGGCACACCGAUUUCGGAAGCUUGACGCUUUUGUUCUCGCAGCAUGUCGCCGGCUUGCAGAUUCGAACUCCCGAGGGAGACUGGAAGUGGGUUAAGCCAGUCGAAGGUGGUAUAACAUGCAAUGCUGCGGAUACUCUGACAUUCCUGACGAACGGCUUCAUCAAGUCCACCGUCCAUCGCGUAGUGACUCCACCAAAGGAUCAGAUCCAGAUCCCACGUCUAGGGCUGCUGUAUUUUAGCCGGCCAGGCGCAAAUACACCGAUGAAGACGGUGCCAUCGCCACUUUUGGAUCGUUUGGGUCUUCUCAGCGCCGAGGAUAAGGAUGAAACCCGGAAUGUUCCAACCGGUACCGAGUAUGUGCGAGCUCGUGUUAAGGAUGUGCAUUAUAAGACCGUCAUGGAAAAGCGGGAAGGCACGUCGUUCGAAUUCAACGGAUUGAAAGUGCAGAACUAUUAUGAGUAA
This is a messenger RNA of Exophiala spinifera, 1134 nucleotides long. RefSeq lists its product as uncharacterized. Bases 1 to 1134 code for a protein of 377 amino acids. Gene Ontology annotation, molecular function: dioxygenase activity. NCBI's taxonomy places the organism in Eukaryota, Fungi, Ascomycota, Eurotiomycetes, Chaetothyriales, Herpotrichiellaceae. The record is from RefSeq and is a predicted model, not a curated record. The transcript has 3 exons.